AUGAGUUCAACUUUUCGACUUAUUGAAGGUAUGAUAACAGGUAAAUUUUUUGCUGAAGGAACAAUUCUUUCAAAUCCUAUUGCUGAAUUAAUGAUUGAUUUAUUAAUAACAGUUCUUGUUCAAAGUUCAUCAACAUCAACAUCAAUUGUUAUAUCAAUGGUUUCAUCUUCCAGAAAAUGUGAAGAAUUUUGUCUUGCAUUUGGUGGUGCAACUGUUCAUGAUAUGUUUAAUUGGUUAACACUACUUAUUUUUAUUAUCAAUUUAAAUAAUAUGUUAUACCAUUUAACUAACUCAAUAAUAAAAUUAAUAAACUUAAAACGAAAUCCCAAUUCUAAUCCCCAGUUUCAUACUGUUAUAACAAAAUCAUUAACAGAACGAAUUCUUGAUAAAAAAAAAGCAAUUCAAAGUAUAGCACUGAGUAAUGCUAGUUCAAAUAUAUCUUUAUUAAAACGAUAUUGUUCAUUUAAAAAUGUAACUUAUAAUGAUAUAUUUAUUCAAGUUUCAGAUACAUAUUGUUCAUUCUUAUUUGCUAAAGUUCAAUGGGCUGAUUGGCUUAGUGGACUUGUUUUAUUGAUUAUUCAAAGUAGUUCAAUAUUUACAUCAACAUUAACACCAUUAGUUGGUCUUGAUAUAAUAAUAAUUGAGAGAGUUUAUCCAUUUACAUUAGAUUCAAAUAUAAGUACAACAAUAACUGGUAUUAUGGCUGUAUUAACUGUAACUAGUGAGAAAGAUUUAAGAAAUCCAUUACAAAUAACAUUUUGUCAUAUUUUUUUCAAUAUUAUUGAAAUUUUAAUUUGGUUUCCAAUACCAUUUAUGCGAUUUCCAAUUCCAAUGGCUAAAAAAUUAGGUGAAAUAACAGCUAAAUAUCGAUGGUUUGCUGUUCUUUAUAUAAUCUCUUCAUUCUUUCUUAUCUCUUUGAUUGUUUUUGGUCUUUCUCUUGCUCGAUGGCGUGUUUUUGCUGGUGUUCUUGGUUCAAUAAAAGUUCAUAUUUUAAAUGGAUCUUCUUUGACAAAAAUUUGUUCAUUAAUAAAUAUGAUUAUUAAUUAA
Rotaria sp. Silwood1 is the source of this 1047-nucleotide messenger RNA. The record is from the annotation of a GenBank genome assembly. Lineage: Eukaryota; Metazoa; Rotifera; Eurotatoria; Philodinida; Philodinidae.